This is a messenger RNA of Elgaria multicarinata webbii, 2036 nucleotides long. Its product is annotated as mitochondrial amidoxime reducing component 2-like. Gene Ontology annotation, molecular function: nitrate reductase activity; molybdenum ion binding; pyridoxal phosphate binding. Lineage: Eukaryota; Metazoa; Chordata; Lepidosauria; Squamata; Anguidae. The transcript is spliced from 8 exons. Gene Ontology annotation, cellular component: mitochondrial inner membrane. Gene Ontology annotation, biological process: nitrate metabolic process. The record is from RefSeq and is a predicted model, not a curated record. Bases 1 to 1209 code for a protein of 402 amino acids.
AUGUACAGCGAACAUUAUGUAGGAGGCUUUGGAAUUGCAACUCCUUAUAAAUGUAUUCUCCCUUUUUGUGUGGAAACCAGAGCAACAGCACGGAUAGAGCCUGCAAAGCGAGGAGCUGGCGAAGGAAGGAGGCUGGCUCUGCUCAGGCCCGCCUCCGAGAAGUUCACUACCGUGCGACACAGUCCCCUCAAGCACGGCAGAGCCCUGGCUAUGGGGUUCGUUCGCCUCUCGAUGCCGGCGUCGCCGCUGCUUCACUCGCGCCUGGCUUGGCUCUGCGCCUCCGCGGCUGUUGUGGCCUUGGGGGCCGCCGCAGCCUGGCGCUGGCGGCGUCGAAGCCGGCGGCAGCUGGUGCAGGUGGGGGUCGUGUCCGGUAUCGUCAUCUACCCAGUGAAGUCCUGCCGGGGCUUGCCCGUGGACCGCGCCGAAGUGACCGGGCUGGGCCUCCGUAGCGGAGACAUGCGCGACAGGUUUUGGCUUGUAAUUAAGGAAGAUGGACACAUGGUCACAGCUCGUCAGGAACCUCGCCUGGUUCUGGUUUCUGUAAAUUCUGAAAAUGGCCACUUAAUCCUGAAAGCUCCAGAAAUGAAGGAACUGGCCAUCCCUGUCAAAGUCCCUGGGAAUAAUCCGGUGAAGGAUUGCAGGGUGUUUGGGCUUGAUAUUCAAGGGCGGGACUGUGGUGAUGAGGUAGCUCACUGGCUCACAACUUUCUUGAAUUCACAACCAUAUCGACUGGUGCAUUUUGAGACCCACAUGGCACCAAGAAAAUGUAACCUGAUUGAGAAACCUUUUCGACCUACUGAUAAGAUUCCUUAUAGUGACUGUGGGCCACUCUUAGUCAUCUCAGAAGCUUCAAUGCAAGAUCUAAAUACUAGAAUGGAGAAGAAAAUCGAUAUGCGGCAUUUCAGACCGAGCAUUACAGUUUCAGGCUGUGGUGCUUAUGAAGAGGACACCUGGGGCAAGAUUAUAAUUGGGGACGUGGAAAUGAAAGAAGUGAUGGCAUGUGGCAGGUGUAUUUUAACAACUGUUGACCCAGAUACUGGCAUCAUAGAUAGAAAGGAGCCCCUGGAAACCCUAAAAAGGUAUCGUAUGUGUGAUCCAGCUCUGAAACAUAUCUACAAAUCUGCUCCAUUGUUUGGAAGUUUUUUUGGAGUUGAUAAACCCGGAACCAUCAAUGUUGGGGACCCAGUGUAUAAGAUUAUAGAAUGUUAGGGCACGGGGAGCUUCUAGGAGGGCAGGAUUGUUUCUCUUGAAAUAAUGCUUCUUUGUUCAAUAGCUGCAAUAUUAAAUCACCAUAGGCUCAAUCCAGCCAGAUUUCAGUAUUUUAAAGUCUCACUGAUUUUACUGAUGGAAAAUUUAAGCACUUGCAUAUCUCUUCCAUUUAAAAUCAUUUGGCUCGUUUGUGCACAGGUUCUAAUUUUACAUUGCUUAGACAAAAAGUAAUAAUUGUAUCCUUUACAAAUUUAUCUGCUGUUCCCAGAUAAUUUUUAGUACUAAAAUGUAAAGCUGAUUUUUCAAGAUGCUGGAAAUGCUUUGGAAAAGUAACAGAGAGUCCUGUGGUACCUUAAAGACUAACACAUUUAUUGUUGCAUAAGCUGUUGUGGGCCAGAGACCACUUUGUUAGUUGCAUGGUUUUAUCCUCAGUUUACAAAUAUGUGCUUUUUAUUGUUUGAUUUUAAACUCCUUUUAUUGUUGUAAGCCAGUUUGGAGCCUCUGUUUUAGAAAGGUGGUAUAUAUUUAAAAUCUGUAAAUGACUCACUCAAUCAAUAUGAAUGGAUCACAUCUGCACAGGACAAAAUGACGAACUGCACUAAGUAUGUUCAGAUCUAAUGUUUUAGACAUACUACAGCCAAUAUGCUUCCCACAGAGCUUUGGUUGAUGGGCGGUACUGAAAUAUAAUAAAUAAAUAAUUUCUUGCUACACGGAAGACCCUGUGCCUUGGCGGACAAGUUGGAUUAUAUAGUUUUCUAUGAUAACUGGUAAACUGAUGAAUUAAGUAUGUCUGGUAAGACGGUCUGUUUAGAGCAGCGGUUCUCAAC